Messenger RNA from Lycium ferocissimum, 2143 nucleotides. RefSeq names its product transcription factor MYB124-like. Lineage: Eukaryota; Viridiplantae; Streptophyta; Magnoliopsida; Solanales; Solanaceae. Gene Ontology annotation, biological process: regulation of DNA-templated transcription. Gene Ontology annotation, cellular component: nucleus. Gene Ontology annotation, molecular function: DNA-binding transcription factor activity, RNA polymerase II-specific; RNA polymerase II cis-regulatory region sequence-specific DNA binding. The record is from RefSeq and is a predicted model, not a curated record. Bases 355 to 1788 code for a protein of 477 amino acids. The transcript is spliced from 12 exons.
AACCUUUCCCCUUCAUACACCUUAUUUCUCGUCUUCAUCAUGAAUAUCAGGAGUAUGAUCAACUUAAACACUUCAAAAAAUCAUUUUUUAAGGCUUCGUAUACCGUUAGAUAGCUACGUUCUGAAGUUCACUUUUUUUUUUUUUUUUUGUCAAACCAAAUCCCGAGGCAACAUAUAUUCUCUUUUUAUCUUUCUGUUGGAAUGCAUAGAAUUCCCAUAAAAACUAGUGGAGCGGAAGUCCGAAUCCGAGGAGAAAGGAAUAGAGAAAUGGAACAGUUUUCAAUUUCCACUUUUCUGUCCCCUUAGCUAUUUGUAUAUAAAUCAUUCAUCCAAAAGGGUCUUAUGUACAUUAUGCAUGCAAGAACACACAAGUAUAGAUUGUAAUAAAAAAAUGCAGAGUAUGACGAAGAAGAAGAAGGCAGCCAAUUCUAAUAGUAAUGUAAAUAAUAGUGAUGGAGCUAAUCAAAAACAAAGACGUAUUGUUUCUUGGUCUCAAGAGGAGGAUGAUAUACUACGAGAGCAAAUUCGUAUCGAUGGAACUGAUAAUUGGACGAUCAUAGCUUCAAACUUCAAGGAUAAAACAACCCGACAAUGCAAAAGAAGAUGGUUCACUUAUUUGAACUCAGAUUUCAAAAAAGGUGGAUGGUCACCUGAAGAAGAUAUGCUUUUAUGCGAGGCUCAGAAGAUCUUUGGAAACAGAUGGACCGAAAUUGCCAAGGUGGUUUCAGGCAGAACGGAUAAUGCUGUGAAGAAUCGGUUCACUACACUGUGCAAAAAGAAAGCAAAGCAUGAAGCACUGGCCAAAGAAAACAGCACUUCAUACAUUAAUCUAAAUAACAAGAGGAUUAUCUUUCCAUAUAGGCUCGAUAUUGAAAGAAUAUCUGAUGUUUCCGAGCCUAUUAAGAGGUUGAGGAAGAGCCACAUUUUAGAUGAUUAUGUGAAUAAAAAUCAACCGCAUAGACGUCCAUUUACAGUGCUUACUCAGAAUUUCCAUAUUGCGGGGGGAAAUGCACUAUCUCAUCAGCACGUCAAUAACAUGACAGAGACAUCUGAAAAUGCUAGUAAUAACAAAAGUCGAGGAACAUUCCUUAAGAAGAACGAUCCAAAGAUAUCUGUUUUGAUGCAGCAAGCAGAACUACUGAGCUCACUUGCACUCAAUGUUAAUGCGGAAUAUAGUAACCAGAGUCUUGAAAAUACCUAUAAGGAUUUUCUUCAUCAAACGAAGGAAGGUGAUAUGCUCAAGUUACGGCUUCCUGAGACGAAUUCAGGGCAUGAUACUCAAAUGGACCUCAUAAUAGACUCAAGUAGUAACGAAGGGAUCCGACCAUCUAAAGGGCAACCUGCUAUAUCUGAAGUGUCUGUUGGCAGUUCAGAGUACGGUACCGGAUCAACUCUACUGUCGCAUGCACUGGGUGAUAAAACAGAAGGAAAUCAAGUUAAGCCGUGUGCGCAAAGUUCUCAAAUAGGUGAUCAAACUGGUGUUCAAGAGUUGGAAAAUGGAAUCUGCUGUGAUCUUUCACCCCCUCAUGCAGAUACUCUGCCUGUUUGUGAUGAAACGAGAGUCAAUCAUGGAUUGGCAACAGUUGAAUGCGAAUAUCCUGAGGGAGAUUUCAGUUCUCCUCUCCAAGUAACUCCACCAUUCAGAUCAUUAGCUGCAGCAAUUCCUAGCCCAAAGUUUUCUGAAAGUGAGAGGCAGUUCCUAUUGAAGACACUGGGAGUUGAGCCUACAUCCCCUCAUCGAAGCACGCAACCUCCAUCUUGCAAAAGGGCGCUCCUCCAAAGCCUGUGAUCAACUGUAUUAAUGUCUCAUUCUUUUUCUGUGUUAUUGUGGAACUCGAAUGGGGGAAUUCGAUGUUUCCAUCACUACUAAAAAGUCUCUAUUUUCCCACUAAAUUUCUCGCUGAAUGUUGGUGGGAAAAACCUCUAUUUCUAGUAGUGCAUAAGUUUUUGCCAUUUUAUAAGCUUAUUGUACAUAAUGUAUAGUGUAACUACAAAUUGGCAACUUGCCAAAGCUUAUUGAGAAUAUGGAAGAGAAAUAUUAAGGGAACAUAGUGAAAGCAAGGAAGAUCAGACCUCCCAUUUGUUGUUUCUUUUAUUUGCUGCUCUUUUUGCAUUUAGAUGUUACUUAACAGAGUUUUAGUGCA